Molecule: messenger RNA, 2374 nt
Organism: Aphanomyces astaci
Lineage: Eukaryota; Oomycota; Saprolegniomycetes; Saprolegniales; Verrucalvaceae
Exons: 8
Coding region: 59-2290 (743 amino acids)
Biological process (GO): microtubule-based movement; mitotic spindle organization
Molecular function (GO): microtubule binding; microtubule motor activity; ATP binding
Source: RefSeq, a predicted model, not a curated record
CCGCCGUGAAACGGCCGCUUGAAAUACGCUUCCGCCAAGAAGCAAACAAAUCGGCAUCAUGUCGUCGGCAGCAGCGGCGCCGCCGUGUUGCGGCCAAUCGUGGUCAGAUCCCAAAGUGCCCCACCUGUGCCAACUUGCCAAGGAGUCGGUUACGCACGGCGUAUCACAAUUACCGACAGGGAAAAAGCUCGACAAACCAUCAUCGGCCACACCCUUCGCUACAUCAGCCAACACUGCAAUCACCGUCAGCUCAACCGUCAAUGACAGCAGUAGCGGUGCCGUCAGGCGGGGCGGGCAGUCUGAGAAUAUCCAAGUGCUAAUUCGCAUCCGGCCACUCAUCGACAGAGAAACCGGGCACGACCCCACGGCCCAGCACUUUAUUCAUACCACCAGCGACCAGACCAUCGAAGUGCAAACUGCCGACUCCAACAUCAAGUGCAAGUACGACGCUGUAUUUGGACCGUCCGUGUCGCAAGAGGACGUGUACGACCGCGUCAAGGAGUGCACGGAAGCGUUCCUCGACGGAUUCAACGCCACGUUGUUCGCGUAUGGCCAAACCGGCAGCGGCAAAUCGUUCACGAUGUUUGGUGCCGAGACCGACCUGUCGCGCUUUCGCCCAGGUUUAUGCAAGAGCCAAGCUGGGAUCAUUCCGCGAGCGAUUAAGGACAUCUUCGCUGGCGUGAUCAAGAAGAACGCCAGUGGCACGCAGCAAGCGGCAGUGUUUUGCUCAUUUGUGCAAAUAUACAAUGAAAACCUGUAUGACUUGCUCCGCGAUGUCAACAUGGACAAGCCCCUGGCAAUUCACGAAGACAGAUCCAACGGCAUCUUUGUGGAAGGACUGUCCGAGUACGCCGUGCAAAACGUGCACGACUGCUUCGCCCUGCUUCAAGCUGGCGAAGAACACCGGGCAGUGCGCGCGACACACAUGAACCAAGUGAGUUCGCGCAGCCACAGCGCGUUCCAGCUGUUUUUGGAAAUCAAAACGACCGACGGCACGACCAUCAAGUCCAAGUUCAACCUCGUGGACCUCGCCGGGUCGGAGAAGUGGCACCCCGACGCCAACAUGCAGUAUUAUCACAUUUCUGAAAUGACCAAUAUCAACCUCAGCCUGCACACUCUGGGGCGAUGCAUUGCGUCGCUAACCACCAAGAACAACGGCCACGUGCCAUACCGAGACUCGAAGCUCACGCGGUUGCUCCAAGACAGUUUAGGAGGCAACACCAAGACGCGCAUCAUCGCUACACUGUCCCCCGCCGUGGACUGCAUUGACGAGUCCGUGUCGACCUUGAAAUUUGCCGAUCGCGCCAAGCAGGUGAUGGUGUGUGUCCGAGUGAACGAGCAGCGGGAAAUCGACCCCGCGUACGUGGAAAAGCUGGAAGAAGAGAUCGAAUCUUUGCGCGCCAUCGUCGCGGCUUUCGAAGCCUCUGCCCCUGGUAGUACUAGUAGUAGUACUAUAAGUUCGACUAGUAACCACGCCGGCGGCGGCACCCCCGAAUCGACCCUGGUUCGACUACUCAAGGAAAACGCCGAUUUGAAAGACACCAACACUAAAUUGCGACGGCAGCUGGACGAAGGCGGGGGGAGACCGAUGAAGCAACCGGCACCUCUUGGUCCCGACCGCAACGGUAGUAGUACUAGUAGUGGUACAAACAACCACGACGACCAGUACUACCGCCAGCAAACUCAGACACUGGAAGGGGUGCUACUUCGGCUCAAAGAGGCGUCGGAUAGUUUUUUCAAAUUUGAAAUCGAAGAAGACCAGCUCAAAGCCAUCAUGGACACGUCGUUCAAGUUCAUCCAGCCCGCAUCGUCCAAAGGGAAUACGUCGGCGACCACGAUGCAACGGCCAUCUGGGAUUAGCUUGACACGCCCUAGAACCAAAUGUACGUGUUCCUCGUUAGAGUCCAACGGUGUUACAUCAGAAUCAUGGACGAGUGUAGCUGUGAUGUUGUCGAGCAAACCCAUGGCGGAGGUGGCGUUCCGAGUCCGCGGCAAGUCUUCCGCAGUAGACGACGGCGAAGCAUCCUGGCAGUCGGAUGCUCCCCCCAAGAGAACGGAAGAAGACGACGUGAAAGCGGCAGAGAAGGCCAUGAAAAAGCAAGUCAAACUCCAGGCAUGGCUCAUGGAAAAGGAGCGCCGGGAGCUGGCCAAGCUCCACCAACACCAAGAGUACAUUGACGAACAACGAAAGGCCCAAGCCGAUAAGGAUGCCAAGUUCUUUAAACGAGCGCAAGAAACCAAAAAACGAUUGUCUGGGGGCCCCCCCGCCGCCUCGCCCGAAUCGUCCUGACGAGCUAAGAUGAAGUUAGUUAUGUCAUCCGUAAGGAUAUGAUAAACAACGGAAUAGCAUUGCAUUGGGUUUGGUCCAAUCUCC